Molecule: messenger RNA, 11128 nt
Organism: Callorhinchus milii (elephant shark)
Lineage: Eukaryota; Metazoa; Chordata; Chondrichthyes; Chimaeriformes; Callorhinchidae
Exons: 38
Coding region: 79-10815 (3578 amino acids)
Cellular component (GO): membrane
Source: RefSeq, a predicted model, not a curated record
AGCAACUGCGUCUACCCACAUGGAGCCACAGCCGUCUGCUCAGGACGGUUGCCGGUCAGGCUGGUGGGGGGGAACACCAUGUGCUCAGGCAGAGUGGAAAUCCUUUACGCCUCCUCCUGGGGGACCGUGUGCGACGCCGAGUGGGACAAGAAGGACGGGGACGUGGUCUGCCGGGAGCUGAACUGUGGAGAGGCUGCGUCGGCUCCCAGUGGGGCGUUCUUCGGGAGAGGGAAUGGGACGGUGUGGCUGGACGGAGUGAGGUGUAACGGUGCGGAGGGUUCCCUGGAUCAAUGUCUCACCAAAUCCUUGGCUAACAAUACCUGCUCCCACCAUCAGGACGCCAGUGUCAUCUGCUCAGGUCCUGUGCCGGUCAGACUGGCGAACGGCAAUAACAUGUGCUCCGGGAGAGUCGAAGUGCUCCACGACUCCACUUGGGGAAGCGUGUGUGGGGAUCACUGGGGUACGGAGGAGGCCAAUGUCAUCUGCAGACUGUUGAACUGUGGAGAGGCCACGUCAGCGACAGGCAACGCAAGCUUCGGACAGGGGACUGGGCCGAUCUGGCUGUCUGACGUGAGGUGUGAGGGCACAGAGGCUUCAAUUGAUCAAUGCUCUACGAGUCCAUAUGGGGUGGACCGCUGUAGCCACGUGCAGGAUGCUGGGGUUACCUGCUCAGGUCCUGUGCCGGUCAGACUGAUGGACGGCCACAACAUGUGCUCCGGGAGAGUCGAGGUGCUCCACAACUCCACUUGGGAAACUGUGUGUGGGGAUCACUGGGGUACGGAGGAGGCCAAUGUCGUCUGCAGACUGUUGAACUGUGGAGAGGCCACGUCAGCGACUGGCAAUGCAGCCUUCGGACAGGGGACUGGGCCGGUCUGGCUGUCUGACGUGAGGUGUAAUGGGGCAGAGGCCGCCCUCGAUCAGUGCCCGGCAAAACCAUAUGGAAAUGACAAUAACUGUAGCCACAGUCAGGACGCCGGCGUUAUCUGCUCAGGUCCUGUGCCGAUCAGACUGGUGGAUGGCCAAACCAUGUGCUCCGGGAGAGUCGAGGUGUUGCACAGCUCCAUUUGGGGAAGUGUGUGUGGGGAUCACUGGGGUAUGGAGGAGGCCAGUGUCGUCUGCAGACUGUUGAACUGUGGUGACGCUACGUCAGCGACAGGGAACGCAACGUUUGGACAGGGGACCGGGCGGGUCUGGCUGUCUGACGUGAGGUGUAAUGGGACAGAGGCCGCUCUCGAUCAGUGCCCGGCAAAACCAUACGGAAACAACAACUGUCACCACAGUCAGGACGCCGGCAUUAUCUGCUCAGGUCCUGUGCCGGUCAGACUGGUGGACGGGAACAAUAUGUGCUCCGGGAGAGUCGAGGUGCUCCACAACUCCACUUGGGGAAGCGUGUGUGGGGACCGCUGGGAUAAGAAGGGAGCCAGCGUUGUCUGCAGAGCGCUGAACUGUGGGGGGGCCAGGUCAGCGACCGUGAACGCAACCUUCGGAAAUGACACCGGCCCGAUCUGGCUGUCUAACCUGAGGUGCGAGGGGACAGAGGCUGCCGUCGAUCAGUGUUCCAGUAACCCGUGGAAUACAAACAGCUGUAACGACAGACAGGUCGCUACCAUCACCUGCUCAGGUCCCGUGCCGGUCAGACUGGUGAACGGUAACAACAUGUGCUCCGGGAGAGUCGAAGUGCUCCACAACUCCACUUGGGAGAGUGUGCAUGGGGAUCACUGGGGUACGGAGGAGGCCAAUGUUGUCUGCAGACUGUUGAACUGUGGAGAGGCCACGUCAGCGACAGGGAACGCAGCAUUUGGACAGGGGACUGGGCCGGUCUGGCUGUCUGACGUGAGGUGUAAUGGGACAGAGGUCGCCCUCGAUCAGUGCCUGGCUUACCCAUACAAAAAUAACAAUAAUUAUAGGCACAGUCAGGAUGCUGGCGUUACCUGCUCAGGUCCUGUGCCGGUCAGACUGGUGAACGGUAACAACAUGUGCUCCGGGAGAGUCGAGGUGUUGCACGACACCAUUUGGGGAACAGUGUGUGGGGAUCACUGGGGUACGCAGGAGGCCAAUGUCGUCUGCAGACUGUUGAACUGUGGAGAGGCCACGUCAGCGACAGGGAACGCAAGCUUCGGACAGGGGACUGGACCGGUCUGGCUGUCUGACGUGAGGUGUAAUGGGACAGAGGCCGCCCUCGAUCAGUGCCCGGCAAAACCGUAUGGAAUUAAUACCUGUCACCACAGUCAGGACGCCAGCGUUACCUGCUCAGGUCCCAUACCAGUCCGACUGGUGAACGGUAACAACAUGUGCUCGGGGAGACUGGAGGUGUUCCACAACUCCUCUUGGGGGAGCGUGUGUGGGGAUCAUUGGGGUGCGGAGGAGGCCAGUGUCGUCUGCAGACUGUUGAACUGUGGCACGGUUUUAUCAACGCCGGUCAACACACCCUUUGGACAGGGGACUGAGCAGAUCUGGUUGUCGGACAUGAGGUGUAAUGGGGUGGAGGCUGCUCUCGAUCAUUGCCCGGCAAACCCAUAUGGAAAUAAUAACUGUAGCCACAGUCAGGACACCAGUGUUAUCUGCUCAGGGCCCCAGCCCGUGAGGCUGGCGAACGGAAACACCAUCUGCUCAGGGAGGGUCGAGAUCUUUCACAAUUCCACUUGGGGCAGCGUCUGCAGGGACGGGUGGGACACGGAGGAUGCUCGGGUCGUUUGUCGACAGCUGAGCUGUGGAAACGCCACGUCAUUGACCUCACCCGUCUCCCCCAGCCAAGCCAGUGGUCAGAUCUGGUUGAAGAAAAUGAACUGCUCUGGGACGGAGAAUUCACUUGACCAAUGUCCUGCAGACCCAUGGGGUCAACACAGCUGCACUCAUGUUGUUGGUGUCCAAUGUUCAGGUCCUGUGCCCCCACGGCUGGUUCACGGUUACACUCGCUGCUCGGGGACGGUUGAGCUGUUCCAUAACUCCUCCUGGUCUGGGAUUUGCCGGGAUCACUGGGACCUCCAGGCUGUCACUGUCCUGUGCCGGCAACUCAACUGUGGAGUGGCUGUGUCAGCCUCCACAGCCUUCGAGUCGCGGCCAGGGGGGCUCCAUGUGAGGUGCAAUGGGUCUGAGUCUGACCUGGAUCAGUGUGUCACAAGUGACCAGAGUGCGAACAAUUGCUCCCACCCCCAAGGAGCCACAGCCGUCUGCUCAGGACGGUUGCCGGUCAGGCUGGUGGGGGGGAACACCAUGUGCUCGGGCAGAGUGGAAAUCCUUUACGCCUCCUCCUGGGGGACCGUGUGCGACGCCGAGUGGGACAAGAAGGACGGGGACGUGGUCUGCCGGGAGCUGAACUGUGGAGAGACUGCGUCGGCUCCCAGUGGGGCGUUCUUCGGGAGAGGGAAUGGGACGGUGUGGCUGGACGGAGUGAGGUGUAACGGUGCGGAGGGUUCCCUGGAUCAAUGUCUCACCAAACCCUUGGCUAACAAUACCUGCUCCCACCAUCAGGACGCCAGUGUCAUCUGCUCAGGUCCUGUGCCGGUCAGACUGGUGAACGGCAACAACGUGUGCUCCGGGAGGGUCGAGGUGCUCCACAACUCCACUUGGGGAAGCGUGUGUGGGGAUCACUGGGGUACGGAGGAGGCCAAUGUCGUCUGCAGACUGUUGAACUGUGGAGAGGCCACGUCAGCGACAGGGAACGCCACCUUCGGACAGGGGACUGGGCCGGUCUGGCUGUCUGACGUGAGGUGUGACGGCACAGAGACUUCAAUUGAUCAAUGCUCUACAAAAGCGUAUUGGGUCCACAGCUGUCACCAUGGGCAAGAUGCUGGGGUUACCUGCUCAGGUCCUGUGCCGGUCAGACUGGUGAACGGCAACAACAUGUGCUCCGGGCGAGUCGAGGUGUUGCACAACUCCACUUGGGGAAGCGUGUGUGGGGAUCACUGGGGUACGGAGGAGGCCAAUGUCAUCUGCAGACUGUUGAACUGUGGAGAGGCCACGUCAGCGACAGGGAACGCAGCCUUCGGACAGGGGACUGGGCCGGUCUGGCUGUCUGACGUGAGGUGUAAUGGGACAGAGGCCGCCCUCGAUCAGUGCCUGACAAAGUCGUAUGGAAAUGGCAAUAACUGUAACCGUAAUCAUGUUAUGGUUACCUGCUCAGGUCCCGUGCCGGUCAGACUGGUGAACGGGUACAACAUGUGCUCCGGGAGAGUCGAGGUGUUGCACAAGUCCACUUGGGGAAGCGUGUGUGGGGAAAGAUGGGGUACGGAGGAGGCCAGCGUUGUCUGCAGAGUGUUGAAGUGUGGGACUGUCCUGUCCACAACAACAGAAGAGCGGAGUGGGCUGAUCUGGCUAUCUGACGUGAGCUGCGAAGGGACAGAAGCCGCCCUCGAUCACUGCUGUUCGAGCUUAUAUGGAGAAAGUAACUGCAGCCACAGUCAGGUGGCUGUUAUUACCUGUUCAGGGCCCCAGCCCGUGAGGCUGGCGAACGGAGACACCAUCUGCUCAGGGAGGGUCGAGAUCUUUCACAAUUCCACUUGGGGCAGCGUCUGCAGCGACGGGUGGGACACGGAGGAUGCUCGGGUCGUUUGUCGACAGCUGAGCUGUGGAGACCCCACGUCAUUGACCUCAACCGUCUCCGCCAGCCAAGCCAGUGGGCAGAUCUGGUUGAACAAAGUGAACUGCUCUGGGCUGGAGAAUUCGCUUGACCAAUGUCCUGCAGACCCAUGGGGUCCUGUGCCCCCACGACUGGUUCACGGUUACACUCGCUGCUCGGGGACGGUUGAGCUGUUCCGUAACUCCUCCUGGUCUGGGAUUUGCCGGGAUCACUGGGACCUCCAGGCUGUCACUGUCCUGUGCCGGCAACUCAACUGUGGAGUGGCUGUGUCAGCCUCCACAGCCUUCAAGUCGAAGCCAGGGGGGCUCCAUGUGAAGUGCAAUGGGUCUGAGUCUGACCUGGAUCAGACGGUUGCCGGUCAGGCUGGUGGGGGGAACACCAUGUGCUCGGGCAGAGUGGAAAUCCUUUACGCCUCCUCCUGGGGGACCAUGUGCGACGCCGAGUGGGACAAGAAGGACGGGGACGUGGUCUGCCGGGAGCUGAACUGUGGAGAGGCUGCGUCGGCUCCCAGUGGGGCGUUCUUCGGAAGAGGGAAUGGGACGGUGUGGCUGGACGGAGUGAGGUGUAACGGUGCGGAGGGUUCCCUGGAUCAAUGUCUCACCAAACCCUUGGCUAACAAUACCUGCUCCCACCAUCAGGACACCAGUGUCAUCUGCUCAGGUCCUGUGCCGCUCAGACUGGUCGACGGUAACAACAUGUGCUCCGGGAGAGUCGAGGUGUUGCACAACUCCACUUGGGGAAGCGUAUGUGGGGAUGAUUGGGAUACAGAGGAGGCCAAUGUCAUCUGCAGACUGUUGAACUGUGGAGAGGCCACGUCAGCGACAGGGAAUGCAGCCUUCGGACAGGGGACUGGACCGGUCUGGCUGUCUGACGUCAGGUGUAUUCACAUGAUUGCUCCAAACCGAUGUUCCUCAGACUCUUGGUGGAACCAUCACUGUAGCCACAGCCAGGAUCUCAGCCUUACUUGCUCAGGUCCUGUGCCGGUCAGAGUGGUGAACGGGAACAACAUGUGCUCCGGGCGAGUCGAGGUGCUCCACAACUCCACUUGGGGAAGCGUGUGUGGGGAUCACUGGGGUACGGAGGAGGCCAAUGUCGUCUGCAGACUGUUGAACUGUGGAGAGGCCACGUCUGCGACAGGGAACGCAACCUUCGGACAGGGGACUGGGCCGGUCUGGCUGUCUGACGUGAGGUGUGAGGGAUCAGAGGCCGCCCUCGAUCAGUGCCCGGCAAAACCUUACGGAAAUAAUAACUGUAGCCACAGUCAGGACGCUGGCGUUACCUGCUCAGGUCCCGUGCCGGUCAGACUGGUGAAUGGAAACAACAUGUGCUCCGGGAGAGUUGAGGUGCUCCACAACUCCAUUUGGAAGAGCGUGUGUGGGGAUCACUGGGGUACAGAGGAGGCCAAUGUCGUCUGCAAUCUGUUGAACUGCGGAAAGUCCACGUCAACGACCCGCAAUGCAACGUUCGGUCAGGGGACUGGGCGGAUCUGGUUGUCUGACGUGAGGUGUAAUGGGACAGAGGCCGCCCUCGAUCAGUGCCCGGCAAAACCGUAUGGAAACAAUAACUGUAGCCACAGUCAGGACGCCGGCGUUACCUGCUCAGGUCCUGUGCCGGUCAGACUGGUGAACGGGAACAACAUGUGCUCCGGGAGAGUCGAGGUGCUCCACGACUCCACUUGGGGAAGCGUGUGUGGGGAUCACUGGGGUACGGAGGAGGCCAAUGUCGUCUGCAGACUGUUGAACUGUGGAGAUGCCACGUCAGCGACAGGGAACGCCACCUUCGGACAGGGGACUGGGCCGGUCUGGGUGUCUGACGUGAGGUGUAAUGGGACAGAGGCCGCCCUCGAUCAGUGCCCGGCAAACCCAUAUGGAAACAACAACUGUAGCCACAGUCAGGACGCCAGCGUUACCUGCUCAGGUCCUGUGCCGGUCAGACUGGUUGAUGGUAACAACAUGUGUUCCGGGAGAGUCGAGGUGCUCCACAACUCCACUUGGGGAAGUGUGUGUGGGGAUCACUGGGGUACGGAGGAGGUCAAUGUCGUCUGCAGACUGUUGAACUGUGGAGAGGCCACGUCAGCGACAGGGAACGCAACCUUUGGACAGGGGACUGGGCCGGUCUGGCUGUCUGACGUGAGGUGUAAUGGGACAGAGGCCGCCCUCGAUCAGUGCCCGGCAAAACCAUACGGAAAUAAUAACUGUAGCCACAGUCAGGACGCCGGCCUUACCUGCUCAGGUCCUGUGCCGGUCAGACUGGUGAACGGCAACAACAUGUGCUCCGGGAGAGUCGAGGUGUUGCACAACUCCACUUGGGGAAGUGUGUGUGGGGAUCACUGGGGUACGGAGGAGGCCAAUGUCGUCUGCAGACUGUUGGACUGUGGAGAGGCCACGUCAGCGUCAGGGAAUACAACAUUUGGACAGGGGACUGGGCCGGUCUGGCUGUCUGACGUGAGGUGUAAUGGGACAGAGGCCGCCCUCGAUCAGUGCCCGGCAAAGCCGUAUGGAAUUAAUACCUGUCACCACAGUCAGGGCGCCAGCGUUACCUGCUCAGGUCCUGUGCCGGUCAGACUGGUGAACGGGAACAACAUGUGUUCCGGGAGAGUCGAGGUGUUGCACAACUCCACUUGGGGAAGUGUGUGUGGGGAUCACUGGGGUACGGAGGAGGCCAAUGUCGUCUGCAGACUGUUGAACUGUGGAGAGGCCACGUCAGCGACAGGGAACGCCACCUUCGGACAGGGGACUGGGCCGGUCUGGCUGUCUGACGUGAGGUGUAAUGGGACAGAGGCCGCCCUCGAUCAUUGCCCGGCAAAACCAUACGGAAAUAAUAACUGUCGCCACAGUCAGGACGCAGGCCUUACCUGCUCAGGUCCUGUGCCGGUCAGACUGGUGAAUGGAAAUAACAUGUGCUCCGGGAGAGUCGAGGUGCUCCACAACUCCACUUGGGGAAGUGUGUGUGGGGAUCACUGGGGUACGGAGGAGGCCAAUGUCGUCUGCAGACUGUUGAACUGUGGAGAGGCCACGUCAGCGACAGGGAACGCAACCUUCGGACAGGGGACUGGGCCGGUCUGGCUGUCUGACGUGAGGUGUGAGGGAUCAGAGGCCGCCCUCGAUCAGUGUCCGGCAAAACCGUACGGAAAUAAUAACUGUAGCCACAGUCAGGACGCCGGCGUUACCUGCUCAGGUCCUGUGCCGGUCAGAGUGGUGAACGGCAACAACAUGUGCUCCGGGAGAGUCGAGGUGUUGCACAACUCCACUUGGGGAAGCGUGUGUGGGGAUCACUGGGGUACGGAGGAGGCCACUGUCGUCUGCAGACUGUUGAACUGUGGAGAGGCCACGUCAGCGACAGAGAAUGCAGUCUUCGGACAGGGGACUGGGCCGGUCUGGCUAUCUGAUGUGAGGUGUAAUGGGACAGAACCAGCCCUCGAUCAGUGCCCGGCAAAGCCGUACGGAAAUAAGGACUGUGGCCACAGUCAAGAUACCGGCGUUACCUGCUCAGGUCCUGUGCCGGUCAGACUGGUGAACGGCAACAACAUGUGCUCCGGUAGAGUCGAGGUGUUCCACAACUCCACUUGGGGAAGCGUGUGUGGGGAUCACUGGGGUACGGAGGAGGCCAGUGUCGUCUGCAGACUGUUGAACUGUGGAGAGGCCACGUCAGCGACAGGGAACGCAGCCUUCGGACAGGGGACUGGGCCGGUCUGGCUGUCUGACGUGAGGUGUAAUGGGGCAGAGGCCGCCCUCGAUCAGUGCCCGGCAAAAUCGUAUGGAAACAACAACUGUAGCCACAGUCAGGACGCCAGCGUUACCUGCUCAGGUCCUGUGCCGGUCAGACUAGUGAACGGGAACAACAUGUGCUCCGGGAGAGUUGAGGUGUUGCACAACUCCACUUGGGGAAGCGUGUGUGGGGAUCACUGGGGUCCGGAGGAGGCCAAUGUCAUCUGCAGACUGUUGGACUGUGGAGAAGCCACGUCAGUGACAGGGAAUGCAACAUUCGGACGGGGGACUGGGCCGGUCUGGCUGUCUGACGUGAGGUGUGAUGGGAAAGAGGACGCUCUCGAUCAAUGCCGGGCGGAUCCAUAUGGAACCAAUACGUGUAGCCACAGUCAGGAUGCUAGCGUUACCUGCUCAGGUCCUGUGCCGGUCAGACUGGUGAACGGGAACAACAUGUGCUCCGGGAGAGUCGAGGUGUUGCACAACUCCACUUGGGGAAGUGUGUGUGGGGAUCACUGGGGUACGGAGGAGGCCAAUAUCGUCUGCAGACUGUUGAACUGUGGAAAGGCCACAUCAGCGACAGGGAACGCAACCUUCGGACAGGGGACUGGGCCGGUCUGGCUGUCUGACGUUAGGUGUAAAGGAACGGAGGCCGCCCUUGAUCAGUGCCCGGCAAAACCGUAUGGAAACAACAACUGUAGCCACAGCCAGGACGCUGGACUUACCUGCUCAGGUCCUGUGCCGGUCAGACUAGUGAACGGGAACAACAUGUGCACCGGGAGAGUCGAGGUGUUGCACAACUCCACUUGGGGAAGCGUGUGUGGGGAUCACUGGGGUACGGAGGAGGCCAAUGUCAUCUGCAGACUGUUGAACUGUGGAGAGGCCACGUCAGCGACAGGGAAUGCAACAUUCGGACAGGGGACUGGGCCGGUCUGGCUGUCUGACGUGAGGUGUAAUGGGACAGCGGCCGCCCUCGAUCAAUGCCGGGCAGAUCCGUAUGGAACCAAUACGUGUAGCCACAGUCAGGAUGCUAGCGUUACCUGCUCAGGUCCUGUGCCGGUCAGACUGGUGAACGGGAACAACAUGUGCUCCGGGAGAGUCGAGGUGUUGCACAACUCCACUUGGGGAAGUGUGUGUGGGGAUCACUGGGGUACGGAGGAGGCCAAUGUCGUCUGCAGACUGUUGAACUGUGGAAAGGCCACAUCAGCGACAGGGAACGCAACCUUCGGACAGGGGACUGGGCCGGUCUGGCUGUCUGACAUGAGGUGUAAUGGGACGGAGGUCGCCCUCGAUCAGUGCCCGGCAAAACCGUAUGGAAACAACAACUGUAGCCACAGUCAGGAUGCUGGCGUUAUCUGCUCAGGUCCUGUGCCGGUCAGAAUGGUGGACGGGAACAACAUGUGCUCCGGGAGAGUCGAGGUGUUGCACAACUCCAUUUGGGGAACAGUGUGUGGGGAUCACUGGGGUACGGAGGAGGCCAAUGUCGUCUGCAGACUGUUGAACUGUGGAGAGGCCACAUCAGCGACAGGGAACGCAACCUUCGGACAGGGGACUGGGCGGGUCUGGCUAUCUGACUUGAGGUGUAGUGGUUCAGAGGCCGCCCUCGAUCAGUGCCCGGCAAAACCGUACGGAAAUAAUACCUGUCACCACAGACAGGACGCCAGCGUUACCUGCUCAGGCCCCGUGCCGGUCAGACUGGUGGACGGGAACAGUAUGUGCUCCGGGAGAGUGGAGGUGCUCCACAAUUCCACUUGGGGCAGCGUGUGUGGGGAUCACUGGGAUUUCAAGGCGGCCAGUGUCGUCUGCAGACUGUUGAACUGUGGAGAAGCCACAUCAGCGACUGUGAGCUCAACCUUUGGACGGGGGACUGGGCGGUUCUGGCUGUCUGAUGUGAGGUGUAAGGGCACAGAGCCAGCUCUCGAUCAGUGCAUGGCAAAACCGUACGGAAUUAAUACCUGUCUCCACAGUCAGAAUGCUGGCGUUAUCUGCUCAGGUCCCGUGCCAAUCAGGCUGAUGAACGGAAGCACCAUAUGCUCCGGGAGAGUCGAGGUGUUUCACAUCUGUACUUGGGGAAGCGUGUGUGGGGAUCACUGGGGUAUGGAGGAGGCCAAUGUCGUCUGCAGACUGUUGAACUGUGGAGAGGCCACGUCAGCGACAGGGAAUGCAACCUUCGGACAGGGGACUGGGCCGGUCUGGCUGUCUGACAUGAGGUGUGAGGGAACAGAGGUCGCCCUCGAUCAGUGCCCGGCAAAACCGUACGGAAAUAAUAACUGUAGCCACAGUCAGGACGCUGGCGUUACCUGCUCAGGCAAAGUCAGCACCCUCAAUAAUAAGGAAUGCAUUCAGUCCACAGACCUCCAGAAGAAGCGCGUGUCAGGCACCGUUAGUUUUGUGGUGUUGGGAUAUCCGAUCAGCCCUGAUAACCCAGUGUUAAUCCAGGCUCUGGAGAAGAUGCUGAGUUCCAUCUUUUCCGCCAUUCCUGGGGGACGUUUACUGAAACUCACGGCACUGAAGCAGAAGGACAGCGACUGAGGGAGUGACGUGGAAGAACGAGGAGGAGAAAUGUCUCUAAUUCAGGUUCAGGUUUUCCUUUACGGUCCAUGGCCAAAAACCCACCUUGCGCUCACACCAAUCCUCGCCACGCUCCGCUGGCUCCCGAUCACCGAACAGAUCGACUUCAAAAUCCUCUCGCUCGUUUUCAAAUCGCUCCAUUUCCUCACACGUCCCUACCUCUCAGAACUACUCACUCCCAACUCCAGCCUCCCCGCUGCCUCCACCCGGCUGGCUUUAGCCUCCUGUUCAAAUCUCGCGCCCUCUGUUCCACCAUCGGUGACCGUGCCUUCAG